AGCGGUGGUGGCGCGAAUGGCGCAGACUCAGUCUCUCUCUAGUCCUUCAUGAUUUCACACCUUGUCGGCGGAUGAGCCAUUUUCGCCUCCUUUGUUUCCAGAUUCUGCACCCUCGGCUGCCGUGUACCCGCUUGCGUCCCCGCCGAAUCCCACAUCCGGUCUCAGGGCUCUCAACAGGAGAGGCCAAUGGCCCCCGUCGGCGCGUGUGCCCUACUCGGAUAGCCUUGAAAAUGUCCGCAACAACUGCAGUGGCAGCAAAUUUUUCAGUCGCACCUCAUCAUGUCCAUGCUCUCGUCUCGCCACUCUCUGUUGAUCUUCUUAAAAUGAUUAGAUAAAAUGGAAGAAAGCAAUAGUUCCGCGGCAGGACGCACUAGGGGGGCGUUUCGUACGAAUCCCUAUGAGACUUGCCGGCAUUGACCGCUAACAAAAAUCAGCCAAAGCGAAAUAAGUGCAAAAUUAACCGCCCCAUCAUUGCUACGGCCGCGCAACAACUAAACGCAGCUGUGGCUUCAGAUAAGGAAAAAGAGCUGGAACCUCUUCUCCCGAGCGUGACAAUGAACGAGGAGCGGAGAAGAGGGAGCCAGGAUGCGUCGAUCUCGGACAUUGAGGAGGAGAACGAGACUGAGGACACUGAGCAUAUUCCCAUGAACGAUUGUGAGCUGGGGCUGCCGCCGCCGAUCAUAGUGACGGACAACGGCGGCGUCUGCAGCAAGCUGGACGAUGCCGUGCCCAACAACAACCAUCCGGUGGCACGACGACGACCGAGGCCCAACCAUCUGCAUAUCAACAUCACCAACUGCACUUCCAGUGAUCUCUCCUCGCAUGAGUCUCUGCCUUCGCAUAAAGUUGCUGCCAUGACUCCAAUCAGUCUGAGUCCCAGCUGGGCAAAACCGCAUCGUUUGAUCCGCGCCAGAAAAGCCAGCUUAUGCUCUACGCCUGGCUAUGUUACGUUCCGCAAUCCAACUAACCGAAUAUCAUCAAGCACUUAUGCCGAAGAACUCAUUCAUGCCAUCGAAAAUGACGAAUCCUUGAUGGCCGAUUCUCCUGCUUCAGAACAAAUGCGAUUACAAACUGUCCGUGGCAUGGCCGAGGCGAUGGAACUCAGACGGAAUGUGAAAGAAAAGAUUUGCUACAACAUCGGCAUUAGAAACCAAAACUCUCCUUCAGAUCCAACUAAGUGGUUCAAGUACCGAUUAAAGAAAUCAUUUCGCAAAGUCAACUGUGGCACCAGAGAGUUAUUGGGCCACUUUGAGCUGUGGGGCAGCACCAUCAAGUCCAUUGAAGGCAGAUUUGGGACUGGAGUGGCCACAUACUUUAGGUUCCUUAGAAGUUUGUUCCUAAUCAAUCUCUGCGUAUUUAUUAUGAGCUUCUCUUUUUUGGUUUUUCCUCAACUCCUUGACAGGUUCUAUCACUGGAACAACACAACAAUCUCAGCAAACUCUUCAGUUUUGGUUCUUGAGCCAAAAACUUAUCCUUAUGAGGAAAUAAACUCAACUUUCUACAUAGUUGAUCUCGUCACUGGCGGGGGCUGGCUGGCUGAUACUGAGCUAUUUUAUGGAAAGUACAACAGUCACAGUGUCCACAUUAAUGAGGGUGAAUACUACAGCAUACCUGACGCGUAUUUCUUUACCACCGCCGCCUGCUAUUUAUUUACUGUCAUUGUGUUAUCCAUCAAAGUUGCCAAGUCAUACAGAAAGAAUUUUAUUGAGAUGCAAGGGGGUUUCACCAACGUCUACGCUCAACGCAUAUUCUGUGGCUGGGAUUUUGGCAUCACUAACAGCGAGGCUGCGGAGCUCAGGAAGCAAACCCUGUACAAUGAGUUGAGGGAGUUGCUAGAUGAGGAGAACAACGCUGAGAGAAGUGGUGCCAAAACGCUGAUUCAACGAUUGACCCUGAUGGCCUGCAGGGUUGGGGUUACCAUUUUAGUUGGUUCUCUGUUGAUUGGAUCAGGCGUCCUUGUAUGGUUUCUGCUAGCAAGACAAAAAAUGCUAGUUAACCAGGACGUCGGAACCCUGGAGGGUCGUCAGCAGGCAUCAAUGGUGAUGUCUCUUGUUGUUACUGGUGUGAUGUUGAUCCUGCCCAUGAUUUUCUCCCGUCUGUGUGCCAUAGAGCAAUACUCUAAUCCACGCAAUUCAGUGUUUAUAACAUUACUCAGGACCUUCGGUUUGGAAGUGGCUAUUGUUGGUGUUUUGCUGGCAUAUUGGCAAAAGAGCUCAAAGGAAGUUCAAUGCUGGGAAACGUCGCUAGGCCAAGAAACGUACCGUCUCAUUUUGGUGGACUUUUUUAUCGCACUCAUCGGAACGUCCUUUGCUGAAUUUAUCAGAUCUAUAGUCUACCAGUAUGUUUGGAAGGGUAUUGGGGCGCCUGAGUUUGACAUAGCCCGGAAUACGCUCAACCUAAUUUACAAUCAGACACUUUUCUGGGUGGGAUUUUACUACAGCCCAUUGUUAUCCGCCGUGAUAGUUGUCAAAUUGUUCAUCACUUUUUAUGUUAAGCAGGCAUGUGUUUUACACAAUUGUAAACCGCCAUCCAGAUCGUGGCGCGCUGCUCAGAUUCAAACAGUCUUCCUGGCCCUCACCUUCCUUGCAAUUAUUGGGGUACUAUUCACUCUUGGCUACACGAUGACUCGUGUACCUGCAUCCAAAGGCUGUGGGCCAUUCAGGGAAAUUGAGCAUGCCUACUUGAUCAUAAAACACAAGUUGAACAGUAUUGACAAAAACAGUAACUGGUACACAAUAGGAGAGUGGAUUUUCAAGCCCGGAGUGGUUGCUGGCUAUAUCAUUGCGUUGUGUGUUGGUGUUUAUUAUAUGCGCGCCGUCGCUCAUGCCAGAGGUGCCAUGGUGGAGCUUCUGAGAAAUAUGUUGGUGCUGGAGGCCGAAGACAAAAUCUUCCUGCAGAAGAACAUCAGGGAGGCCAAGAGUGGCCGUUGGGAACCUAGUCCGUUAAGUCGUGGAAGGAUUAAGCCUUUACCCAUCUCAUCAACUGCUUCAAAGCAACAAUCAGCCCUUUGAUCAUAAGCUGAGGCGGUAGAAUUUUUAAGGGAAUUUUAGCAAAAUAGGCAAGGAAACAAUUUUAGCAGCUGUAUCAAUUUUUGUUUUUUUAUUUAUUCAUUGCUUUGUUUUUAUUUUGAGAUCAAGACAAAUCGUUGAAGUAUAUGCGUUUUUGGCUUUUAGUUAGCAAAUCACCUGCAAUCCAGAAUAAAGUUUGAUUGUAGCAUGUGGCUUCUCUUUUAUAAUUAUUAGCAAACACAAUACAUUAAAAAUGCAAUCCUUUUUAUUAUAUUCAUUGUCAGCUCAAUCUUAUCCUUUGACAAGUUUUAUCCUCUAGUCUCAAUGAUUAAGUGAGAAGACAUUGUUUUGUAAUAUAGAAAGCUAGAUGACUGACCGAUAAUGUUGAAUAUUCAUCAAAUUUUUCAUAAAUUUUAUAUGAUUUAAAUUAAUAUCAAUACCACAUAUAGUUCUGAACAAUAAGAAUGAAAUGAUGAGUACAAUAAUUUGUAAGCGAAUCGGUGUUCUACUUUUGAUUUCCGCAAAGGGCGAGUAAAGUUAGAGACUUGAUCGAACAAGUUCAGGUGUUGUGACGAAUCGUAUAUGUGUACUCUUUCAUUUUAUUAUUGUGAUCACACUGUCAUAUUUAUCAAAGCGAAUAUGUAACUUAUUUGUCAUUUAUCUGAGUCUCGCACAAAUUGUCAUGAGUAAAUUUGUGCCGUAUAUUGUUUAAAUUGUAAAAUAAUAUUCAUGUUAAGAAAAAGAAAAAGAAUUUCGUUGUGAUACUUUCAUUGAUCAGCUUGGCACAGAUGUAUAGUGCUGCAAUUGUAAUCUGAACAAUAGGGGCACGCAGGUUUUGCCUAAUUUACUACAGCGAAAGAAAACCAUUUUGUUUCAGUAGGAUCAAGUAUUUUUUGAGAAUAAAAUACAAGACAGUGAUAUAAAUAAUACAA
Messenger RNA from Cloeon dipterum, 3940 nucleotides. RefSeq names its product transmembrane channel-like protein 7. Gene Ontology annotation, cellular component: plasma membrane. The record is from RefSeq and is a predicted model, not a curated record. Bases 555 to 3011 code for a protein of 818 amino acids. The transcript is spliced from 16 exons. Gene Ontology annotation, molecular function: mechanosensitive monoatomic ion channel activity. NCBI's taxonomy places the organism in Eukaryota, Metazoa, Arthropoda, Insecta, Ephemeroptera, Baetidae.